GGUCGGCCUGUAUACCGUCCCGGUCAAUCUAAACCAAGAUCACGGUUUUCUCUACGGAAUCUGUUCUACUCCAACCCUUUACAGAGUCCGCCCUUCUCCUCCUCGCCUAACAGAAGUAGAAAACUCAAGGAUGGAGAUACAGGCUCUGAUGGGAGUUGGGUGGACAGAGGAAGUCAGGUGAACGAGGUAGGACUCCAUGAGUGUACUCUUUGCCUAGCAGAAUGUACUCCAGAUCAGUUCCCACCACUCCUUAACUGUGGACAUCUAUCCUGUAUAGUUUGCCUGCAACAGUAUGUCAGAAUUGAGAUCCAGGAGGGUCGAGCCAACCUGAAGUGUCCUCAGUGCUGUCAGCUGAUUCACCCCAACGAUAUAGAGUUCUUAGUUGGAGAUGAUACUGCCCUACUCCAGCUAUACCAGUUCCUCAUGGUUAGACGGGUUCUUGCCGCAGACCCAGAUACUAGAUGGUGUCCUGCUCCUAACUGUACAUUUGCUGUAGUUGCUACAGGAUGUGCCUCCUGUCCCAAAAUUGAUUGUGAACGUGAGGGUUGUGAUUUCUCCUUUUGUUAUCACUGUAAAGCACAAUGGCAUCCUAAUAUAACUUGUGACAAAGCUAGAGCACAGCGGCAUCCAAUCAGGUAUCAUAUUAUUUGUCUAGGAUCCUGUAACCAUAUGACCUGUGCUGUCUGUGGGAGUGAAUUUUGUUGGCUUUGCAUGAAGGAGAUAUCCGAUCUGCAUUACUUAUCUCCAUCAGGAUGUACUUUCUGGGGGAAAAAACCUUGGAGCAGGAAAAAGAAACUGAUGUGGCAGCUGGGAACUAUAGUUGGAGCUCCAGUUGGGAUCGCUCUUAUUGCAGGGAUAUCUGUUCCUGCCAUGAUCAUAGGUAUACCUGUGUGGGUUGGGCGGAAGAUUCACGCACGGCAUGUUUUCUCAUCUAAGGCUCGCAGAAUCACCGCAAUAUCGGCAGGAGUCACGUCUUCGGUGCUAGUAUCCCCUGUAUUGGCGGGAUUAGCUGUAUUUAUUGGAGUCCCACUCCUCCUGGGAUAUGUUUAUGGAGUUGUUCCCCUCUCUCUCUGUAGAUCUGGAGGCUGUGGAGUCAAGACUACCACACAGGGUGUGCGGAUAGAGGUUGAUGAAGAGGCUCCGUACACCAAGGGACCAGUUGGGGAGCCAGGGAGCCGUGUAACUAAUCCUAGUAUUGGGGAGCUUAGUUUAGGAGCUUCAUUGAGCAUGGGCAGUGGGAGCCAUUUAGACAGACUUAACGAAUGUGAUAGAGAGAGUGCCAGUAAUACGGCCAUAGCUGGGUACAGUCUCACUGGAUCAGUGGCUAGUUCAUACUUGGGUCAGCACAGGCUUGAGGUCGGAGCUGAUGUUCAUCCUAGGAAGAAGUUUUCCUUCUCCAGCGAGCGCCUGAGUGAGACCGUGAGUCUCAGUGAGAAAUCGGCGACGGUUAGCCUAGCCGACGAUGGCGGGGCGAGCACACGAGCACUAGCCGGCAGCUUACUUCAGUACAGGAUGGAAAAUACGAGUAUUUGUAGUUAUAAAACAGGUCAAGCUACCCCUGGCAGUAGUGGGAGUGGAGCCCAGGAGACAGAUGGAAGCUUGUACAGACAAGAUAUGGAGACGUGUCUCUACCCCAGCGGUGACGAGAUAUCGCUUCGGUCGCUGCCCGGUCAGCGGUCCCUGUCUCCGGUCUCUAAUAUGUCAGACGAUGUUUCGGCGGCGCUUCGACGGAGUUCACGGCGGCGGGUUCUAGAGAAGCAAGCUAGUGAGGGGGAGGAGUAUAGAACUGAACAGGAGAUGGUGGAGAGGGUUAGGUUUGACUCCCAUAUCUCCUUUAUGGACGGGUUUAGAACUACUCCUGUAUCCGUGGAUACAGAACUACUGGAGAGAACCAGGCUUACACUCAAGAAAGGAGAGCUUGAACCAGAAACUCUACGGGAAGAAACUGCUGAAGAAUUGGCUCAAGUUGUCUCACCAUUGACUCACCGAGCUCAAUCCCCUCUUUUUAAUCAAGGAGAGUUCUCGCCCCCAUCCCUCGCCUCACCCUCCAGUCCUCUUCAUCCCUCAUCACUCACAUGCACCUCGCAAGUUAUUAAGAUGAUGGAUUACUCUGGGCCCUGUUCUCCUGCAUCCCCUCCUCCCCCCUCAAAUACAACCUUCUCCCCUACUCUCUCCUUAAACACAACCUUUACCCCCUUCGCUCCAUCUCCUACGGAUGAAUGCCCUCUUCUCCCAGGGGAGGAAGGAAGAAGUGCUGCUGUACAAGGCAGGGAAGAGCCGAGUACAGAAGUUAAAGGGCGGAGUCUAGGAGUUGACGGCGGAGUUGGGCGGAGUAUAGAAAUCAGAAGGCAGGAGGAGGCGAAUGUCACGAGCAUAAGCAUAGGUCUUCAGAAUACAGCUUACUUCAGUUGUAAUAGCACAAUGAUUGAACCUAAUGGCGAAGCUUCAACAUUAAAUAUUUCCAUCUCUGGAAACCAAGGGGAACAGAAAUCAGGAGACAGCUAGAGACCUAACAGCUGGCGUUAAUGUGUUUCAUGUUUAACUAAAUUUUUUAAAUUUCGUUUUUUCAUAUUUGCAUUGUCAGCUGUUGCAAUUGUGGGCUAGCUAAAUAUUUGCACCCUA
Eurytemora carolleeae is the source of this 2622-nucleotide messenger RNA. RefSeq names its product E3 ubiquitin-protein ligase RNF19B. The record is from RefSeq and is a predicted model, not a curated record. Gene Ontology annotation, biological process: positive regulation of proteasomal ubiquitin-dependent protein catabolic process; protein polyubiquitination; ubiquitin-dependent protein catabolic process. Gene Ontology annotation, cellular component: ubiquitin ligase complex; cytoplasm. Lineage: Eukaryota; Metazoa; Arthropoda; Copepoda; Calanoida; Temoridae. Gene Ontology annotation, molecular function: zinc ion binding; ubiquitin conjugating enzyme binding; ubiquitin protein ligase activity.